Diuraphis noxia (Russian wheat aphid) is the source of this 632-nucleotide messenger RNA. RefSeq names its product dynein light chain 90F (gene Dlc90F). Gene Ontology annotation, cellular component: cytoplasmic dynein complex; cytoplasm. The record is from RefSeq and is a predicted model, not a curated record. Gene Ontology annotation, molecular function: dynein intermediate chain binding. Gene Ontology annotation, biological process: microtubule-based movement. Lineage: Eukaryota; Metazoa; Arthropoda; Insecta; Hemiptera; Aphididae.
ACCCUUUUUGUGGUGGAUGAAGUAAGCGAUAUUAUUAAGGAUUCAAUCGAACAUUCAAUCGGCAGUCAAUUGUACCAACAAAAUAUGGUAAACAAAUGGACAGAUUCUGUAGUUGAAAAUUGUCUAACAAGACUUUGUAAAUUGGCCAAACCUUUUAAAUAUAUAGUGACGUGUGCCAUCAUGCAAAAAAAUGGUGCUGGUUUUCAUGCAGCAAGUUCGUGUUAUUGGGAUAACUUGACAGAUGGUAGUUGUACCGUUAGAUGGGAAAACAAAACUAUGUAUGUCAUUGUAUCAGUUUUUGGCCUAGCCAUAUGAAUAAUCAAAUUAAACUUUUGUACAAAAAUACUUACAUGYUUACACUAUUGAAUAAAUAAUUAUAUGUUUUGAUUUUUAAUACAACAGGUAUGAAACAAUAAAAAUAUUUUCAUACUUUUAGUUUUGUCAUAUCAUAAUCAGUAAAAUUAUAAUUGAUUUUUUACAAUACAUCUUAAUUAGAAUAUUAAUAUAGAUUUUAUUUAUGUGAUAAAAGUAUGUAUUGGUCGAUAAAACAUUAAUAACCUGAAACUAGUUAAAUAACUAAGUAUCAAUAAAAAUUGUUAUUUUUAAUUAUAGCUAUUGAAUAAUAAAUUUUG